AUGGCGAAGAGAACCGGGGACGAUGGUGGGAAGAAGGCUGGAAAGGCGGCGGGCGUCUCGAGAAAGGUGAGCGCCAUGGCCAAGGCGGCGGCCAUCGCCAAGGAAGGUUUGAAGCGACCGGCGAAGUACUUCGAGGCGAACGAGCGAUCGGAUUCGGGAAGGAAUAAAGCCGCAAAAUUAGCCUCGGUGUCUUCACCGGGAUCCGAUAUCGAUAGUCCUGAAUUUUUGCGUCAAGUUAAGACGCCUGGGGCGAGGACGCCGUCGCGCGGGCGAGGGCGGCCGCCGAACAGCUCCAAACUCGGCAAGGCGGCAGCGGCGGCGGCAGACGCGGCGAAUCGAGCGAAUGGAGUCGUGAACGUCAACGAAGCGCACAUGCCGCAGUCUACGGCGUGGGGUGGGGCGUACCGCAUGCUUCAAAGCGCGUACGAGAAGCUGCAAACCAAGUACGACCAGCUCAAGGCGAAGAAGCUUCAAGAUCUCAUGAAUGAGGCCGAGCGACAGCAAGGAGUGUUGAUGGAUCACGAGCGCAAGGCGGAUGAGUUAGUGCAUCACUUGCGCACCGAAGCCGAUCGUCAGCGAGACAUUGCCUCUCGCGCCGAGGGCGCGAGCGAAAAGGUGUACGCGCUCGAGCGCGAAAACGCCGAGUUGCGCGAAACCGUUUUGGCGUACCAAGGGAAGAUGCUUCGCAUGGAAGAAGAGCUCGAAGCCACGCGCGCGGGUGCGAGUGGACGUGCCGGUGGGAGCGGCCGCGAUGGUGAUUUUGGCGCGUUCGAACUCGAGGCGCUCACCGGCUUGCGAUGGCAAGAAAAGUCUCAAGGCGUGCACCACUUCACGCACAUCGGCACCGGCUUCACCUUCCGACUCAGCGCCGCCGAGGGCGAAGACGGCGAACCCACGGGCGAGGAUCCUAUGCGUCCGCCGAAACCCGGUCGUCGCGUCGCCGACGAGGUCGCGUGCGUGCCGCUCGGUUUCGGCAACAUCGAAGGUCUCGUGCCGAGCUUCCUCGCCGAGCCCAUGGAUUUCGACACCACCGACAUGCCCGUGUUCACGUAUAAAUUACUCCAGGCCCUGCACACCGCCGCGCUGCAGCGCGCCGGUGUCUCCGCGCAGCGCGCAGCGUGA
Ostreococcus lucimarinus CCE9901 is the source of this 1122-nucleotide messenger RNA. RefSeq lists its product with no specific name. The record is from RefSeq and is a predicted model, not a curated record. The transcript has a single exon. Bases 1 to 1122 code for a protein of 373 amino acids. Lineage: Eukaryota; Viridiplantae; Chlorophyta; Mamiellophyceae; Mamiellales; Bathycoccaceae.